GGAAAAAUGCAGUAAUCACUCGAAAGCAAAGCAGGUCGGUCGUCAACACUGAAACCCUCGGCCACUCACGCGACACCGCACCCGCGCCCCCAUCUCCGGCGACGGGGCCAUCAUGAGCGGCGGCGGAGGCAGCCCGAGCGGGCCGGACUCCCGCGUGGAGACCAUCUCCCGCCUCGCCCAGUGGCGCAUCGAUACCUUCGGCCCCUGCUCCUACCGUCGCUCCGACCCUUUCAAGCUCGGCAUCUGGAACUGGUACCUGUCGGUGGAGAAGAGCAGGUCGGUGUACGUGCGCCUCUUUCCGGAGCCCGGCCGGCUGGCCAAGGAGCAGCCGCCGCUCGCCCGCUUCGUGCUCCGCGUCUCCUGGGUUGGCCCGCCGCGCCGCUCCAGCGUCUCCCCAGUUUUCGAGCAGCUUCUCCGAAGCAGCGAUGAUUUUGUGUGGCAAGUUGAUGUGAUGUCCCAUGGGCGUUUUACAAUUGACGUUGAGUUCUUGGACCUGAAGAUAGCCACGAACAAUGGUACUGAAUCGUCAUCGUCGAUCUGGCCGAACGAAGGCAUGGUGCAGGGCGUGGCCAGCAAGAGCACGCUGGGCUGCCUCUCUCGCAUGCUCACGGAGUCCAUCCACACGGAUGUGACCAUCAACACAACGGACGGCGUGCUGAAGGCGCACAAGUCGGUGCUGGCGGCCUGCUCGCCCGUGUUCGAGAGCAUGUUCAUCCACGACCUCAAGGAGAAGGAAUCCUCCACGAUCGACAUCGGCGACAUGUGCGUGGAGUCGUGCUCGGCGCUGCUGGGGUUCGUGUACGGGACGAUCCGGCAGGAGCAGUUCUGGAAGCACCGGCUGGCGCUGCUGGCGGCGGCCAACAAGUACGGGCUGGGCGAGGUGAAGGCGUGCUGCGAGGAGAGCCUGCUGGAGGACAUCAGCUCGGGCAACGUGCUGGAGCGGCUCCACGUGGCGUGGCUGUACCAGCUGGAGCGGCUCAAGAAGGGGUGCCUUGCGUACCUGUUCGUGUUCGGGAAGAUCUACGACGUUCGGGACGAGAUCAGCGGGUUCUUCCACCACGCGGACCGCGAGCUCACCCUGGAGAUGUUCCAGGAAGUGCUCAGCGUGUGGAAGCCCAUCUGAAGCUUGUGUGUACAUAGGGUUUGUGGAAAGAUCAAAGGGAAGAAGCCACUGGAAAGGGUGGAAAGAAUAGCCCCAAAAGUAUAUACUAAAAUACAUAGGGUUUAUAUAUGAAAAAGUAUAUAAAAUACAGUACAUGCAUAGUGCUUCUGAGAAUUUACAGCACUGUAAUUAUGCAAAUGUGAACCGCUACUGGUGUGGGCUGGGUGUGUAAAGAAGUUUGUGAGCAA
Messenger RNA from Triticum aestivum (bread wheat), 1350 nucleotides. RefSeq names its product BTB/POZ domain-containing protein At1g21780. The record is from RefSeq and is a predicted model, not a curated record. Bases 113 to 1123 code for a protein of 336 amino acids. Gene Ontology annotation, molecular function: protein binding. The transcript is spliced from 4 exons. Lineage: Eukaryota; Viridiplantae; Streptophyta; Magnoliopsida; Poales; Poaceae.